CUGAUUUCUAGCUAGCUUCCCACGUGUGGAAUAAUGGAACAUACCUUCUUGUGAUAUAUAUUCUGCACAUUAACCAUUUAUGAUUUAAAAAAUGUGUUAAAUCUCUUUGUAUACGUCAUUACUAGUUAUUAUGCUCAAAAUUCCCUCCAAGAAUAAAUUUAAUUGUCAAUACAAGAAAAAUUAAUAAUUUUUUGGUAUAAUUUAGAGAUCAUUACAAAUUACUUGCACAUUCAUUAAUCAUAAGAUUAAGCCACAUGAUUUCUAAAUUGUCAAACUUGUUGUUGGAGGAAAUCAUCCACAUGAUUAAUCGUAUCAUAUGUACUUUAAGGCAUUUUUAAGUAAUAAGGAAUUAAUGCGUAAACUUUGUAUAUCAUCAAGAUGAGGGGCAUUAAACCAAAAUUAUAUGUUGAAACAACCUCCAUAUAUUGCAUUUAAAUAGGUGAUUUACAUGUGUUUCAAUUCGCAUCCGCAGGUGGGUUAACUUGUAAAGUUCAUCAUCAUCGUUACUCCGGUGCCGCAAAGGCUCCCACCUUCGGUGGUUGAGUCCGUAAGGGGGAGUCGGAUGUAAGCAGUCAUAUAUACCCUUGUACUACAACACAAAGAAACUAUUUCUAGGUGACCCUUGUAUGGAGGUUUAACUAAGUUGUGUAAAGAAACUUAAUUUCUCAACAAUUCUGAAAUUUCCCAUCGAAACCUACAGUAUGUCGUGUGUCACAUGAUUUGACUCGGAAGGGAACAAUUUGAGGCAGACGAUUCCCUUUUUAUAGAGAUAAAGAUGAUUCAGCUAUUUGGAGGUCUACGUAAGUGUAUCUCCCAAGGGAUCAUAAGCCUCCAGCCAAAGCUCCGUCCUGGAAUUUUCUCAUCUUGGUGGGUCAUUCCAUCCCUCACUCCUAUUCCCCGUAGAAAAACGUUUACAGAGAACCUUGGUAAUGUCUUGCAAAGUGAUGCGGAAGAUGUAGACCCAACAAGAAUCAUUGGUGAAGUGAUGGAGCUGGUGUCCGAUCUAAAGAGGAAGAACUUUGUGCCAAGGAUGGAAGAGGAGGAUUCGUGGAAGAAAAUGGUGGUGUUCGUGAAUGGAAUUCCGGAUUCGUUAACACCGAUGCUGGAAGCAAUUCAUGAUAGAGUUGUUGUAUCUAACUUGAUUGAGAUUAAAUGUUUUUAUGCUGAUAUGGUGAUGCGACGUUCCAUAGAGAUUACACGCAGGCUUAAAUGGAUCUAUUCCUUGCCUUAUGUAGUAAUAGAGAUUGUCGUGGACAAUUGCCCCACAACAAGUAUGGUAGCUCUGAACCUGCUGCUGUGGUCAAGAUUGAUGAUGAAGUGAGGUUCAAUGCCAUCCCUGGGAGACCAAAGUGGAAGAAACUUCCAAUCAAUGGCGCUGGUGGAGGAGCAGAAAUCAAAGUGCAAGUCAAGUUUAUUUAUUAUUAUACCUACAAGAUCAUCAAAUUAUUCGGUGACAUGUGCUUACUAUCAAUUAAUGUUCUUAUUAUACUCUAUGUUUUAGAACUAGUUUUUGAUUAAUAUUGUUUUUUUAGAGAAUGUUUGAUUAAUAUUGUCAGGGCCGCCUGGCCGGUCCUUUUGUGUUUUGGGCCUAUGGGCGAUAUACUAUUUUGGCCUUAUUUCCAAGACAAACCGUAAAU
Molecule: messenger RNA, 1637 nt
Organism: Cuscuta epithymum
Lineage: Eukaryota; Viridiplantae; Streptophyta; Magnoliopsida; Solanales; Convolvulaceae
Source: the annotation of a GenBank genome assembly